GGGAGUCCGAGCCGCACGCUGGGAGCUGUAGGCGCUCGGGGAGCUAAGCAAUGGCUGGUCUCGUCUCGUCAACUACAAUUCCCAGCAUGCGGCGCGUGGAGCCCGCCGGCACUUCCUGUUUCGAGGAUGGUGUUCCGGUGACUGUAAACAACAUCAGCCUCUCCUGGAGCUCAGAACUGGGUUUCUGAGGCUCAGUUCCUCUUGAUGACACAGUUACAAUGUCUUUGUCAGAGUGGCAUAUUGCGGUGAAGCUGGCAGAUCAGCCAUUGGCCCCCAAAUCCAUCCUGCGGCUACCAGAGACUGAGCUUGGAGAGUGUCCUUUGGGUGGGUGCAGCAUCUCCUACCUGAAGCAGCUUAUCACUGGAAAGCUGCAGGAGUCAGUCCCAGACCCAGAACUUAUUGAUCUAAUCUACUGUGGCCGCAAGCUGAAGGAUGACCAAACCCUUGACUUUUAUGGCAUCCAGUCAGGCUCAACUGUUCAUGUCCUGCGGAAGUCAUGGCCCGAGCCGGAUCAGAAACCAGAACCUGUGGAUAAAGUGGCUGCAGUGCGAGAGUUCCGGGUCCUGCACACUGCCCUUCAUAGCAGUCCUGCAUACAGAGACGCAGUCUUCAAGAUGCUGGGGAACAAGGAAUCACUGGAUCAGAUCAUCGUAGCUACCCCUGGCCUCAGCAGCGACCCUGUUGCUCUGGGUGUCUUACAAGACAAAGAUCUUUUCUCUGUCUUUGCUGACCCAAACAUGCUGGACACGCUCAUCCCAGCUCACCCUGCUCUGGUGAACGCCAUCAUCCUGGUUCUGCACUCGGUGGCGGGCAGCACGCCUCUCCCAACUCCGGAGACCUCCUCGCGCAGCAUGCCCUCCAGCUCCUACAGGGACAUGCCAGGUGGCUUUUUGUUUGAAGGUCUCUCUGAUGAUGAAGAUGAUUUUCAUCAGAGCACAAGGUCCACGCCUUCCAGCAGCACUUCUGGGUCCCGCCCAGCAUCGCUUGGCUACACUGGGGCUGCCGGACCCCGGCCAAUCACACAGAGUGAACUGGCAACUGCGCUGGCCCUGGCCAGCACGCCUGAGAGCAGCUCACACACUCCUACCCCUGGCACCCAGGGUCACUCAUCGGGCACCUCUCCGAUGUCCUCCAGUGUCCAAUCAGGAACUCCCAUCACCAACGAUCUCUUCAGCCAGGCCUUGCAGCAUGCCCUGCAGGCAUCUGGGCAGCCCGCCAUGCAGAAUCCUCUCCGCUGCCAUGGGCUGGAAGUGCAUUGUUUGGGCCAGCCGCUCUGGUCAGCAGCAGGAGCAGCAGUGGGAUGGAGUCCCUCCAGGACCUUCUCUCCAGAUCUGCAGCAGGGACCAUUUCUGAAGAUACCCUGGAAGGGGGAAACUCCAGCCCCAGACACGCAGGCCAGCAUUAGAGGUAGGAGCCGCCUGGCUGGGUGGAGGACACUGGAUCUAACACUGGGAUGGGAAUUUUUCCAUUUGGGGUCUAUGCAGGGCAUGGAUGGAAUCAGUCCCCUCAACAAACAGCCUGGCGGAGAGAGGAACAUACAGUCAAAUAGCAGGUCUCUUGCCCAAAAUCAGGACACAUGGUCACCAUCUGGGCCCCCUCCCCUAGGGUUCUCUGGCUCCUUCCAGCUGUGUUACCCUGCUGCCUUCUCCACCCUGAUCUGGGCAUCGCAGGGUCGUUCUCCACUCGUGGACAGCAGGAUCUUCCAGGGGAUUAUCAGGCUGGCCCUGGGGAUGAAUGGAUGUUGGCAGGUGUUCCCAGGAAGGUUUGGGGUCUUUCUCUCUUCAUGAGAAGUAUCUACCCCCCACUUUGCGCCCCAAGCCCUGCCUGAAGGAAGCAGCAGUGGGACCAGGUCAUCCCCUAGUGGGCCAAAUAGGAGCCACUUCUGGCUUUAGCUCCCUAGCGUCUCUAAGGCGAUGGGGAGUUUGGGCUGGUUCUGGGGCGGGGGACACACAAAUAUUCCAGUUGGUCUCAGGGGGGAUUUUGGGUCUCUUCCUCACCCCAUGGGGCUUCCUCGCUCACCCCUGCCUGGAGCAGGAGGGACGGGCUGAGACUGCCUCUGUUCAUCAACGGAACAGGCUGGAUCCUUCCCUUCUCUCCCUCUGCACCCUGGGGUGGUGGCUACUUCUAUUAUGGAGGGGGGUCAGGUCCCCCAUUUUCCACCCCCACCUCCCGUUGGCUCCCUGAAGCUGGGCUGGCUCCUCCAAGGUGCUUCUCCCCCGCUGGCUGGAGGCCAUGCUAACUGGGACCCUGCUCAGUGGUAGGGAGAAGGCAGAGGCCCAAGGGAGCUCUCAGCAGCCCUGGGUUUCCUGGUUCUAGCCCAGGAGGCACCUACCCCACAUUCCCAACAGCCAUGAACUGGUGAGGGCACCGGGUGUCCCAGACCCUGGAGUCCUGUGCUGGGGGUAUUUUGUGGGUGUGUAUGUGGGUGUGUAAGUGGGGGGAAUCCUGAAUAAUGAGGCGGAUUAGUUUGUCGGGGGAUUUCCCCUAUCUGCUGCAUUGAGAGGGGAUUUUCCCAUUGAAAGUACCUGAACUGACUGCUGAAGCGGGAGGGGGCGAGAGGUGCGAGGAAGUGGCCCCAGAGGCUGAUGCUGCGUCUGACGUGUGUGAGGCGGGGGGGUGCACAUGGGGUAGGCCUGGGGGAGGGGGUAACAGGGCUCAUGAACUGUGGGAGGGAGUCUGAAUGCCCUCUCCACAAAGAGGGAUCUUGGCUGCACAUGGGGCUGCAGUGCCCCACCCCCAUGGAGCCCCAGGGUGUUGGAGGGUGGGGUUCAUUCAGUCCUCAAAUUAUAGCAGUGGCUCAGCCUAUUUCUUCACACCCCCCUUUCUCCUGGGUGACCCUUCUCUCAUCUGUCCUGCAGAGCCUCCUGGCUCUUGGGCCAGCGACAGGUAGGAGCCGUCACUUGCUGCUUCUCCAUCAGGCUGGGUGGUCUGGGCCAGGGGAGGGAAUUGAGGAGGUUCCGUGGGGCACACUGGACAAGUGUCCUGGUUGGGUGAGGGGUGCCCUGGGAUGGGAAUGGAUUCCACAUGCUGCCAGUUCAUAAAAACAGUGGGCCUGGUUCUGAUCCCACUUACCUGGUGUUACCCCCUUGUGGCCCCAUUGGGCCUGGUUCUGAUCACACUGGGUUUGUGUGUUCCUGCAGAAAGGCCUGUAUGUGGGGACAGGGGAGGGGCUUCCCCACAAUCAUUCGGACCCUGAGGCUCCACACUGGAGAUGGGAGCCGCUUCAAGCUCAUUCUGUGUGGUGGAGGGGAGCCCGGUGGUUUAUUUUGGGGCUUCAUGUGGAGGGUGGAGUUGGGAUGGGGUGUGAUACCCCAGGGGGCAGAAGGGCUGGGGGCGGGGUCGCAGGAGGGCUGGCAGUGGGUUAGCUCUCACUCCGUGGGGAGGUGGGUAACCCUGCCUGGGGGUGAGUUGGGUCUGGGAUGAGGGGGUGAGUGUGGGGUCUGCCCCCUUCUAGCCAUGUGGCUUGGCCAUCCCUGGUGUUGUCCCCAGCCGAAGGUGCCUGCUUUGCCCACCAGAAGGAGCAGAGGGAUCUGGUGAUUUGGUGCCUCAGGGG
Molecule: messenger RNA, 3553 nt
Organism: Chelonia mydas (Green sea turtle)
Lineage: Eukaryota; Metazoa; Chordata; Testudines; Cheloniidae
Gene: UBL7
Product: ubiquitin like 7
Exons: 12
Coding region: 219-1787 (522 amino acids)
Biological process (GO): ubiquitin-dependent protein catabolic process
Cellular component (GO): cytosol
Molecular function (GO): polyubiquitin modification-dependent protein binding
Source: RefSeq, a predicted model, not a curated record